This is a messenger RNA of Punctularia strigosozonata HHB-11173 SS5, 1032 nucleotides long. Its product is annotated as NAD(P)-binding protein. The coding region runs from base 1 to 1032 and encodes 343 amino acids. NCBI's taxonomy places the organism in Eukaryota, Fungi, Basidiomycota, Agaricomycetes, Corticiales, Punctulariaceae. The record is from RefSeq and is a predicted model, not a curated record. The transcript has 7 exons. Gene Ontology annotation, molecular function: oxidoreductase activity, acting on the CH-CH group of donors, NAD or NADP as acceptor.
AUGACCCAGCUGCACAAUCCUCGAUUGGUGUUCAACGCCAUCCCACGCGGCCUCCCAGACCCCAAACAUGUGUUCCGCUGCAUUGACGAGCACCUAUGCCUGGAAUCAGCAAGCCUCGAAGGCGGCGUACUCGUCGAGGCAAUUGCUCUCAGCGUUGAUCCAUACAUGCGCAACCGCAUGAGGGAGCCUGACACUCCUGGGGACAUGCCUGCUUUUAGGAUCGGGGAGAUAAUCACUGGAUUUGGCGUCGCAAGGGUAUUGAGAUCGGAUGCUACAGAGUUCCAGGUCGGGAUGCACGUAUAUGGUUUCAUGCCUUUUCAGCGCUAUGCAAUCUUCCCUAGCGGUGACUCGCAGUCCCAUGGCAUGCCCGCCCUUUCUCUCAAGAUCUUGCAAAAUCCUUACAACCUCCCGUGGAGCUACUUUACUGGUGCCGGCGAAGUCAUAUACAUACCGGCCGCCGCUGGUGCCGUGGGACACAUGCUGGUUCAGAUGGCAAAAUUGAAAUCGCUGAAGGUGAUUGCGUCGUGCGGAAGCGACGAGAAGGUAGCUUUCGUGAAAUCCCUCGGAGCUGAUCACGUCUUCAACUGGCGCACAACCGAUCUUCAAACCGAACUCGAGAAAGAAGGUCCAAUUGACAUCUAUUUCGAUGGAGUCGGUGGACGAACACUGGAAAUUGCCAUUGAUAACGCAGCGCAGCGCGCUCGAUUCAUUAUCUGCGGAAUGAUAAGCCAGUACAACACAAGCACAGAAGAGUCGUAUGGGAUCAAGAACCUAUGGCUUCUCAACCGCAAACGAAUCCGGAUGGAAGGUUAUAUUGUCGUCGACUGGGACCAAAAGUACUCGGAAGAAUUCUACGGAACUGUUCCACAACAACUAGCAUCCGGAAAGCUGCAGUAUAAGGAGCAUAUCUAUCAUGGCCUUGAAAGCGCGGGAGAAGCCAUCGUGGAUCAACUGACGGGAAAGAACCUUGGAAAAUCAGUCUUGAUACUUGACGAGACGAAAUACACCGGCGUACCCAAUACGAGUACUUGA